AUGGGCCAUCAGAAUUCCAAGGUUAAUUUGGAUGAUAUUCGUAACAACGUGGUCUCCAGUUACCCUGGGAUAGAGGAGCAGUUGGACAUUGCCUUUGACUACCAUGAUCCGGAAAAGGCGGGUUUCAUCAGUUACAGUCUCGCGGAACCGCUUUUGAGACACCUGCUCAUCCAAUACGGACUGGUUGACUAUAUAAACAGAUUCACAAAUUCACAAGGUGAAAUGGAUCUAAAAUACGUUGCAGACUUCCUUUACUACAUCCCCGAACUCGAAUCUCAGUUGAAACCACUGCAAGAUAAUGUGGAAGUUGUUAUUACUGCGGGCCACUUGAAAUCUUUGGCAAUCAUUUGGCUUCAAAAAAUUGCAGAUGUGUAUCAUGCUGACCAAGCACAAUGGAAUAAGCAAGCUGAAAUAGAGAAACAUAUGCAACAUGAGAGUACAUGUGUUAACAGGUGCCAAAAUGAUCAGUUGGAACGGGAACAAUACAAUGAUCACUUGAAGCUGAGUUGUCAAGUUGGUUUCGAUCAGAACUUCAAUGGUAUGUACAAUGUCCCAAAUACGGACUUCCAGUUUGAGAACCAGGGAGUAACAAUGAAUUCCUACAUGAACCAAAUUCACAACAAUCCAUAUCAGAGUAAUGAUUAUGGAGUCAAAUGCUUUGUAUACCCAACUGCCAAUAUUCCUGGUGGAGUCUGUACCAGCGCCGGGGCUAUUUUACCCAUGAGAAGGCCUCGUUCCCCUCUUUACAAUGGGGUUAGACGCCAAAAGCAAAAACCUUUCACCAGGUGUUGCUAA
This is a messenger RNA of Babesia microti strain RI, 795 nucleotides long. RefSeq names its product G2 protein, putative. The record is from RefSeq and is a predicted model, not a curated record. The transcript is spliced from 4 exons. Bases 1 to 795 code for a protein of 264 amino acids. NCBI's taxonomy places the organism in Eukaryota, Apicomplexa, Aconoidasida, Piroplasmida, Babesiidae.